Westerdykella ornata is the source of this 941-nucleotide messenger RNA. Its product is annotated as 60S ribosomal protein L19. Gene Ontology annotation, cellular component: ribosome; cytosolic large ribosomal subunit. The transcript is spliced from 4 exons. The coding region runs from base 19 to 594 and encodes 191 amino acids. Gene Ontology annotation, biological process: translation. NCBI's taxonomy places the organism in Eukaryota, Fungi, Ascomycota, Dothideomycetes, Pleosporales, Sporormiaceae. The record is from RefSeq and is a predicted model, not a curated record. Gene Ontology annotation, molecular function: structural constituent of ribosome; RNA binding.
CACCCACAGCUUUCCACAAUGGUCAAUCUCCGCACGCAGAAGCGCCUUGCGGCGUCCGUGGUCGGCUGCGGAAAGCGCAAGAUCUGGCUCGAUCCCAAUGAGGUCAACGAGAUCUCCAACGCCAACUCCCGCCAAACCAUCCGCAAGCUCGUCGCCGAUGGCCUCAUCAUCCGGAAGCCCGUUACGAUGCACUCGCGUGCCCGUGCCCGAGCCCUGAACCUCGCCCGCCGCGAGGGUCGCCACCGAGGUUUCGGUAAGAGGAAGGGUACCAAGGAUGCCCGUAUGCCAAGCCAAGUCCUCUGGAUGCGCCGUCUCCGUGUCCUCCGUCGCCUUCUCGUCAAGUACCGCGCCGCCGGCAAGAUCGACAAGCAUCUCUACCACGAGCUCUACCACCUCAGCAAGGGUAACACCUUCAAGCACAAGCGUGCUCUCGUUGAACACAUCCACAAGGCCAAGGCUGAGAAGGCCCGCGAGAGGGUCCUGAAGGAGGAGAUGGACGCCAAGCGUGCGAAGACGAAGGCCGCGAGGGAGAGGAGAUUGGAGCGCAAGGAGCAGAAGAGGGCCGAGUUGGCGGGCGAGACCGAGGAGAAAUAGACGGUGGGCGGCAUGACAAACUGGCGUGGGCUAUUCUAAAGGCAAAGGAGGCGCAGAGACUUCCUUCUAUCUGGGCAUAUGCGGUCAUGUUUUCAUGUACGUCUGGGUCUAUGCAAUCGGGCUUCUUCGUUCCCCAAAAGCAUGCUCGGCCGGCCAAGGCUAGCCUCCCUGAUGGCGACACUAGCGAUGCUAUGAUUAUCCACACACAGGCUAAUGGGAAUUGCAUCUUGGGAAUCUUGAGGGGGUGCAUCCCGCGGGUUUUGUGUGUGAUGUAGCGGAAAGCGCUUGUCGUUGAUACCCUAAAAGUACUCUACUCACUCCAGCACUGGUUUUCUGCUCCCUCAUAC